GUGAUACUCAUGGAAUUUUACCUACAACUAAUAUAAUGAAGAAAUCUUAUAACUUCUAAAGGAGGAUGGAGGCUGAAAGUAUUAAUUUGUUGGAUCAACUUCGACUGAAACAUGAGAAUCACGCGAAUACGUCGAAGCUCUUAAAUAAUGACUCUCCUGAUGUUGUACGCAUGAAGCUCCGCGCGCUUCUGGUGGCACUCCUAGGUGUGUCCAUGUCAGCUUGUGCGUUUGCUUCACAGCCGGUCGAACUGGAAUUAGAAGACAAUGAUGUGGCACAGAAGCUUAGCAACGUUAGCUUCGUACGAAGAAUUACGAAGCCCACUAUUCGACUCGUUAUGGGGUAUAGUAAACUUAGUUCGUUUGUGACAGCCGUAACUUCGUUACUACUCCUGGUUGCUGUUAUGUCUAAGCAGUCGUGGUGGAGGCGCGGGGCCCGCUGGUUAGCAGCACCAGCACUGUUGGUGGCAGCACUGGAAGCGGCUUCAGACGCGGGUGACGCUAUGUUAGCUGCUGCUUUGCGCAGUUCCGCGGAUCCCGCUAAAGUUGCUGCACAAACCGCUGGUGCAACUGUUCUUGUAACCAUAGAGAUACUUGUCUGGUAUUUUAUAGCAAAAUUUUUCGAGUAUAAUCCAGCGCCUUUGUCGGGCGAACAUAAGAAAGAAAAUAUCAUUAAAAACUAAGAUAACAUGUUCUCAAAACAGCAAUAAAUAAAACACUAUCAAUGUU
Molecule: messenger RNA, 726 nt
Organism: Galleria mellonella (greater wax moth)
Lineage: Eukaryota; Metazoa; Arthropoda; Insecta; Lepidoptera; Pyralidae
Exons: 5
Coding region: 66-680 (204 amino acids)
Source: RefSeq, a predicted model, not a curated record